AUGAAGAGUAUCUGUAUCCGAAAGGUGGGAUAUCAGAAGGGCGCACCUGAUCUCCGCGCGACGGCGAAGCGGCUCAACCCCGAGCUCGACGUCUCGCCCAUGGACAACCCCGCCGCCAAGUUCCCCACGGUAGACUACGUGGACCUCGUCUUCCCCGGCCCGGACGGCCUGAUGAGCAUCAUCAAGACAGCCUGGGUGCUUCCCAUCGCCGCCCAAACCGCCUUGACUGGCACCCUCGCCGACUUCCUCCGCACGCUCGGCGCGACGGUCACCGAGGUGGAUCUCGACGCGGAGGACGGAGACAGCGACGAGGAGGACGAGCGAGACGGCAACGCGCUCCACAACGGCGAGCUCUCGGGAGGUGGCGCGCCCGCCGCGGGACGGCCGUGGCGCAUUCUUCUCGUUGUGCGCGGCUUCUCCUCGAAGAGUGAUGCGCUCGCUUUCGAAUGGGCGUGGCAGAAGCCGCACACCAGCCGGCACAUUGCGCGACAGUGGGGUGUGAAGGGAUUCGGGAAGUGCGGCACGCGGUCAAAAGUGUCGGUGCGGUUGGCGGCGCUUGCGCUGCUGCUCGUGCACGGCCAUUGGGCCGCGUGCGCGCUUCAUGUCCUCUUCAAGUUCAAGUCGGACAUCGAAUACAGCUCGCACUCGCUCGGCGCCCUCUCCGAGAUCUCGGCGAUCACGGCGGCCAAGGGGGUGCCGGCCGCGUUCGGGCUCGUGCUCACCAACGCAACCACGUCCGAGGGUGCGCCGUUAUGUUGA
Emiliania huxleyi CCMP1516 is the source of this 759-nucleotide messenger RNA. RefSeq lists its product as hypothetical. The record is from RefSeq and is a predicted model, not a curated record. Gene Ontology annotation, cellular component: Slx1-Slx4 complex. The transcript is spliced from 6 exons. NCBI's taxonomy places the organism in Eukaryota, Haptophyta, Isochrysidales, Noelaerhabdaceae. Gene Ontology annotation, biological process: double-strand break repair via homologous recombination. The coding region runs from base 1 to 759 and encodes 252 amino acids. Gene Ontology annotation, molecular function: crossover junction DNA endonuclease activity; 5'-flap endonuclease activity.